AUGAUCAGAGCCGCUGUGAGCACACCUUAUCUCAGAGCCUGCCUCAAUACUACACGUCAAACCACUAAAAGAUUCGCCAUGUCCAACAACGCUGUUCGUACUUUUGUCGCUGAGGCAACCAUCCCCAAGCUCAAGGAUUCCUCUCUUUUCCGCCAUGCUGCUUAUGUCAACAGCGAAUGGAUUACUUCUGACAAGACCUUCUCUGUUUAUGAUCCUGCCACUGGUAAGGAAAUUGGCAAGUUGCCCGAGAUGGGUGGUGAAGAUACCACCAAGGCUAUCCAAGCUGCCUCUGAAGCAUUCAAGUCCUGGUCCCAAACCACUGGCAAGCAACGUCAUGACUUGUUGAAGAAGUGGUACGACUUGACCAUGGCCAACACUGAAGAUUUGGCUACCAUCCUUACUUGGGAAAAUGGCAAGACCUAUGCUGAGGCCAAGGGUGAAAUUGCUUAUGGUGCAAGCUUUUUUGAAUGGUUUGCUGAGGAAGCUGUUCGUUCCUAUGGCAACGUGAUCCCAUCCCAUAUUCCCAGCCAACGCUUCAUCACCAUCAAGCAACCCGUUGGUGUCGUUGGUGUCAUCACUCCUUGGAACUUCCCCAAUGCCAUGAUCACCCGUAAGGUGGGCGCUGCUCUUGCUGCUGGUUGUACUGUUGUCAUCAAGCCUGGUGCUGAAACCCCUUACUCUGCCUUGGCCUUGUGUGAACUUGCCGAACGUGCUGGUAUUCCAAAGGGUGUCAUCAACGUCGUCACUACCCAUGAAAAGGUUGCUGAAGUUGGCAAGGAAUUGUGCACCAACCCCAUUGUUAAGAAGAUCUCUUUCACUGGUUCCACCGGUGUUGGUAAGAUGCUUAUGGCCCAAUCCUCUGGUACUAUGAAGAAGAUCUCCAUGGAGCUUGGUGGUAACGCUCCCUUCAUUGUCUUUGAUGAUGCUGAUGUGGAUGCUGCUGUUGAAGGUGUGCUUGCAUGCAAGUUCCGUGGUACUGGUCAAACCUGUGUUUGCGCCAACCGUAUCUAUGUGCAAAAGGGUAUCUAUGCUCUCUUCGCCUCUAAGCUUGCUGAGAAGGUUGGCAAGUUCCGUGUGGGUCACGGUUUCAAUGCCGAUACCACCCAUGGUCCUUUGAUCAAUGACAAGGCUGUUGAAAAGGUCAAGCGUCAUAUUGAUGAUGCUGUCAGCAAGGGUGGUGAAUUGCUUGUUGGUGGCAAGCACGUUGGUGGCAACUUUAUCGAACCUGCUGUUGUUGCCAACAUGACUCAAGAAAUGGCUAUUGCUGGUGAAGAGACCUUCGGCCCUGUUGCUGGUCUUUUUGAAUUCUCUACCGAAGAAGAGGUGCUUGAAUAUGCCAACAAGACCGAGUUUGGUCUUGCCAGCUAUUUCUAUUCCCGUGACAUUGGUCGCAUCUGGCGUGUGGCUGAGAAGCUUGAGGCUGGUAUGGUGGGUGCCAACUCGCCCAUUCUUUCAAGCUGCUACACUCCUUUCGGUGGUAUCAAGGAAAGUGGUGUCGGUCGUGAGGGCUCCAUGUAUGGCAUGGAUGAUUACCUUAACAUCAAGUACAUCAACAUGGGUGGCAUCUAA
Messenger RNA from Lichtheimia ornata, 1569 nucleotides. RefSeq lists its product as uncharacterized. The coding region runs from base 1 to 1569 and encodes 522 amino acids. Gene Ontology annotation, biological process: GABA catabolic process. The record is from RefSeq and is a predicted model, not a curated record. The transcript is spliced from 6 exons. Gene Ontology annotation, molecular function: succinate-semialdehyde dehydrogenase (NAD+) activity. NCBI's taxonomy places the organism in Eukaryota, Fungi, Mucoromycota, Mucoromycetes, Mucorales, Lichtheimiaceae.